GCGGUCACCGAGUUGAGACGCCUGAGCCCGCUUCUCCUGCAGCUCGGUGCGUUCUUGGGCACCCGGGCGCCCUGCCCGGUGCACAGUGGCUGGCGCACCGCGGCGAGCCGGGUGCCAGACUGUCUAGAGGGGUGUGUGUGUGUGUAUUUGUGUGUGGUGUGUGCGCGCGCGUGUUCGAGCGGAGAUCCCGAGCUAACGCCGAACCAGGCGGAUCGGAGCAGCCAUGCUUCCCGGGGUAGGCGUGUUCGGCACUAGCCUCACGGCCCGUGUCAUCAUCCCGCUGCUGAAAGACGAGGGCUUCGCGGUGAAGGCGCUGUGGGGCCGCACGCAGGAGGAAGCGGAGGAGCUGGCCAAGGAGAUGAGCGUCCCCUUCUACACCAGCCGCAUUGACGAAGUGCUCCUGCACCAGGACGUGGACUUGGUGUGCAUCAACCUUCCGCCGCCCCUCACCAGGCAGAUCGCCGUCAAGACUCUGGGCAUCGGCAAGAACGUCAUCUGCGACCGCGCGGCCACACCGCUAGACGCCUUCCGCAUGAUGUCGGCCGCCCACUACUACCCGAAGCUCAUGAGCGUCAUGGGCAACGUGCUGCGCUUCCUGCCGGCCUUCGUGCGCAUGAAGCAGCUCAUCGAGGAGGGCUACGUGGGCGAGCUGCUGGUGUGCGAGGUGCAGGUGCACGGCGGCAGCCUGCUGGGCAAGAAGUACAACUGGAGCUGCGACGAUCUGAUGGGCGGCGGCGGGCUGCACUCGGUGGGCACCUACAUCAUCGACCUGCUGACCUUCCUCACCGGCCAGAAGGCCGUCAAGGCCCACGGGCUGCUCAAGACCUUCGUGAAGCAGACCGACCACAUCAAGGGCAUCCGUCAGAUCACCAGCGACGACUUCUGCACCUUCCAGAUGGUGCUGGAGGGCGGGGUGUGCUGUGCCGUCACCCUCAACUUCAACGUGCCCGGCGAGUUCAAGCAGGACGUGACCGUGGUGGGCUCGGCUGGGCGCCUCCUGGCCGUGGGCACGGACCUGUACGGCCAGCGCAACAGCGCCCCGGAGCAGGAGCUGCUGGUGCAGGACGCCACGCCGGUCAGCAACUCCCUGCUGCCUGAGAAGGCCUUCAGCGACAUCCCCUCGCCCUACCUGCGCGGCACCAUCAGGAUGAUGCAGGCCGUGCGCCAGGCCUUCCAGGACCAGGACGAUCGGCGCACGUGGGACGGCCGGCCACUCACCAUGGCUGCCACCUUCGACGACUGCCUGUACGCCCUGUGUGUGGUGGACACCAUCAAGCGGUCCAGCCAGACGGGCGAGUGGCAGAACGUUGCCGUGAUGACCGAGGAGCCCGAGCUGAGCCCCGCCUACCUGAUCAGCGAGGCCAUGCGCCGCAGCAGGAUGUCCCUGUACUGCUAGCCCGGACUGGGGGGACCCGGACUGGGGACCCGGCGUGACCCAGGCC
Molecule: messenger RNA, 1442 nt
Organism: Budorcas taxicolor (takin)
Lineage: Eukaryota; Metazoa; Chordata; Mammalia; Artiodactyla; Bovidae
Gene: GFOD1
Product: glucose-fructose oxidoreductase domain containing 1
Exons: 2
Coding region: 224-1396 (390 amino acids)
Molecular function (GO): nucleotide binding
Source: RefSeq, a predicted model, not a curated record